AUGGAUGAAACUAAUGGUCCGCCAACAUCCCAGACGAAGACAUCACAACAUCGAAGACGAGGACAUCACAAGUUUGAAAUCAAGGCUACUGGACAGGCAGCGAAGGAUUACGACUUUGCAUCUAAAAGAGAACCCAAAAAGAGAACGAAUGUGAUAGAAACCAUCGGCCACAUAGCCAAGACAUGCCUCGGUGGUGGCGUGGUGGCCAUACACGAAAGCUACAAGAUGUGUGGACUGUGGUCUUCUUUUGUCCUCACUCUUGUAUUCGGGUUUUGCAUAAGCUAUGCUAUGUAUAUGAUAGCUCGCUCAGCACAGCGGAUGUACGGACGCGUGCAGGUUCCGUCCAUGAGCUACCCUGACCUGGCGCAGGCGACGCUGGAGAUCGGUCCCUUCCAAUCUAUGCGGAAAUACAGCAUGUGUUUUAGGUAUAUGGUGGAUUUUACGAUCUGCUUCAACCUGUUCGGCUCGUGCUGCGUGUACCAGAUCAUGAUAGCGCGCACCAUCAAGCAACUGGUGGAGGGCACCAACGACGUGGUGCUGACCGGCGACCCUCCGCUCCGGGUGUACAUCCUGCUGCUGGUCAUCCCUUGUGUGUGCAUCGGCAUGAUCACCAGCCUCAAGUACUUGGCGCCGUUUUCUAUUGUUGCUGAUAUUAUUAUAUUAAAGGUUGCGUGUGCAACAGUCUACUACUGCAUCAAAUCUUCCCCCCCGGAUCCUUUUAAGUUGCCAGUGUUUAAGACCGUGACUGGACUAUUCGAGUUCAUGGGUGUUUGUAUAUUCAGUAUGGAAGGCACGGGGGCGGUGAUGGCUAUUGAAAACAAUAUGGAGAAACCGAAGAAGAUCGCUCUUGCACUUCUUGGAGGCAUGGCGAUAGUGGUAAGCAUUGUGGUGACCAUUGGUUUCUUUGGUUACUGGGCUUUUGGGGAGGGAAGCAGAUCGCCUGUUACAAUUAACUUUCCUUUGUCACCAUUUCCAAUAUUUCUCAAGUGUUUAUUCGCCAUCAUGAUAUACGUGACGUAUGCCCUGAAUUUUUGGUUCCCAUUUGAACUAAUGUGGUUCUACAUCAAGAAAAAGUACAACUCUGAGAAAUUUUGGUUUUGGGAGCGUGUCUACAGAGCUAUUUUCAUCUGUGGAAUCACGAUUAUUGCUACAGUAUUUCCAAAUGUGUCCAAGUUUAUUGGAUUGCUCGGUUCGUUCUGCAUAUCGAACCUCGGUUUCAUUUACCCUGCGUUCAUAGAACUGUGCCUGGACUGGACCGACCCUGGUCUGGGCCCGGGCAAGUGGAGGCUCUGGAGGUACAUCCUCAUCACUGUCUUCGGACUGAUACUCUUCGUCGUGGGAUCUAUCACUAACAUUAGGGGACUCAUUGCGGAGUCCUUUUAGCUUAGACACAGUGGAUUUCAU
Bicyclus anynana (squinting bush brown) is the source of this 1404-nucleotide messenger RNA. RefSeq names its product proton-coupled amino acid transporter-like protein CG1139. Bases 1 to 1383 code for a protein of 460 amino acids. The record is from RefSeq and is a predicted model, not a curated record. Gene Ontology annotation, cellular component: vacuolar membrane. The transcript is spliced from 9 exons. Gene Ontology annotation, molecular function: amino acid transmembrane transporter activity. Lineage: Eukaryota; Metazoa; Arthropoda; Insecta; Lepidoptera; Nymphalidae. Gene Ontology annotation, biological process: amino acid transmembrane transport.